UACUCAUACUCCUAUGAACAUAUACCCCUGCUUGGCCUAUAUAAACCCAUCUACCCUUAUAGACCUAAACCCUCAACUCACCGACAGUACACCUAGCUAAAUAGCUAGAGCGAGCUUCCUACAAGUAAGCACCUACCAGCUCACUCUAGCUAGCUUUACUAGCAACAAACAAUGGCGGCGACCAAGAAAACCUUCUCGGCGGCGACGCUCCUGGUGCUCGUCAUAGCGAGCACGUUCAUUGCCAGCAGCAACGCGUGCAGCAGCUGCCACCACACGACCCCGUCCCCUCCGCCUCCGGCGGCGCCGGCUGCCGACUGCCCUCCGCCGCCCUACUCGCCAUCGCCGUCGGGGUACUGCCCCACGGACACGCUGAAGCUGGGCGUGUGCGCCAACGUGCUGGGCCUUGUGAAGGUGGAGCUGGGCCACCCGCCGUCCGGCGAGUGCUGCAGCCUCCUCGGCGGGCUCGCCGACCUCGAGGCCGCCGUGUGCCUCUGCACGGCGCUCAAGGCCAACGUGCUCGGCAUCGUCCUCAACAUCCCCGUCAAGCUCAGCCUCCUCCUCAACUACUGCGGCAAGACCGCUCCCCAAGGCUUCAUCUGCGCUUAAAUUGAGCAUCAACGAUUGAUUGCCCCAUGCUUGAUGCAUUUUAAUUACCUGUACGUGCUUGCAUUUUGAAUAUUUUGUUUGUUUGCUUGUUCCAAAUUUAACGUCGGUCUCGUCAUGAAUUCGGGUUCAGUCGGUCAGGGAGUAAGUGAGUAGUUUUGUUGCGUGUGUUCAUUUCGUAUAUGCAUUGGUUUUAAUUUAUAUUUGGGUGUAAAAGACAUAUAUAUGGUGGGUCUCUGUGGUUGAGCAAUAAUCUCAUUGGUUAAGCAUGUAACAGUACUUGUAUUUGCUGAUGAAAUGUACGUAAUUCGCAUAGCAUUGAUUCCAAA
Molecule: messenger RNA, 932 nt
Organism: Brachypodium distachyon (stiff brome)
Lineage: Eukaryota; Viridiplantae; Streptophyta; Magnoliopsida; Poales; Poaceae
Product: putative lipid-binding protein AIR1
Exons: 1
Coding region: 172-606 (144 amino acids)
Source: RefSeq, a predicted model, not a curated record